ACAUGUUUCUACAUUAUUCUAUUCUACAGAGAACGUUAUUUGGGGUAUAUUUGUCGGAUAUUAUAGUAUAAAACUGAACAAAACUAAAAUGUAAAAAUUAUUCUUUUGUUCUUGCCGUUUGUCUUCAAUUCAAUGUUCACCCUGGUGAUGAUUUAGAUGAUGGAUAAUUAUUUAAUACCUGUUGAUUCAAUAAUGUGGUAAUAUUCACAUUAUCACAUGUUGGCAUUGUCUCGUGGAGAUAAUCACUGCAUGUUUAAAGGGAAAGGGAAAUCAUUUAGAUGAAAAAAACGUUUCUGAUCAUUAGAAACCAGCAUCAUCAUCGCCACCGUCAGUUGUCAGUGAGCUCGACUCUGCUCGCUGUCCGAUAAUGUGGUUUGGUUUGCUGAGAUUGGCUGCUGGCCGAGGAGGGGGGGGAUUUAUCUUCCUAAAUUAAAUCAAAUAAGAAGAAGAUUAUCUUCCUUAUCUCUACUUUAGUUCUAGUUUCUCAUUUAUAAUCCAGAUGUUUCAUGUAAAAAUAUAUUAGAGAAGAAUUAUAUUGCUGACUUCGUAACACAUUAUUAUACGGUACAUCAGCAAAUAUAAUGACAAUAAAAACUUGGAGUGUGUGUUUUUUAAUGUAAAAUUGGUGUGGUGAAAAAAAUAUUAUCGAAAGAAAGAAGAAACAAAACAAUAGAAGCAGAAUCUUCAUAAGUUAAUAUUGCUAAUUAUUUGAUCAGAAAUUAGUAUCAGUGUUACAUCAAAUGUUUAGUUCUUCAGCUUUAAACUAAGGUGGAUCAUGGAGUUGAAGUCAUGAUGUUUACUAACUGGUUUCAAUCACUCACUUCCUGUCUCUGAAAACACUUAAAGAGACACUAGACUGUCCUUCUGUGAUUACAGUCCCCUGAAGUAACCACAGGACCCUAAAUGAGCUAGAACCUUGAAGUCACGGUUGCAUAGCUCUUUAUAAAACAGAUUUGUUUUAUUUUGUAGGAUGAAGUUCACUUCCAGUAGUGUCCUUGAUAUAUGAAUGAAUAUUUUUGUAUCUCCAUCAGCUCCUCACUCUUCGUAACUACUUUCUUGCGCCUGGCAGCCAGAGAGCAGCACUUAGGACGUCUUUUCCACCUCUCGGUCCAACAUGGACACAUUUUUCCGCCGUCACUUUAAAAGGAAGGAGACCGCUCUGCCGGCGGGGGUGGAUUCUAACUCCCCCCAGCAGCGGCGGCCCAGUGUGGCUGUGCCAACUAGCAAGGCCCGCCGGAGGUCCAAUGCCGGGCUUCCUUCCUCCACGCUGAGCCAGCGCCGCCGCCCCAGCGUCCAGCUGCCAGGGGAGCCAGCGUCUGGCAGUGGGGGAAGCCUGGCAAGGACCGCCCGGCACAACAGGUGGGCGGGACACGUCCGGCGGCGCUCCAGCACCACCACACCCAACCUCAAUCCCCGGUUUGCCGUGUCCAGGAGGAAGGUGGGGAAGCUGAGGACCAUCGACACCCACCUGCUGGGCCCGUCCAUGCUGCUUGCCAGCCUCAUCCAGAUGGCUGAGGAGGAGGAGGAGGAGGAGGCGGGGCUACCAGCCAGAGAGGAGCAGGUGGAGGUAAGGGGCGGUGCCAACAGCAGGAGGAUGUUCUCACGGUCCAGCAGCCUCCACUCGAAUGGAAACGAGAGUAGCAUUGAUUACUCCAAAGAUGGCCAAUCAGAAGCCGGCCAGCUGUCAGAGGCGGAGCAACUGGUGGAGGAAAAAGGAACCUCCUUCGGCCUAGAGGUGACAAGAGAGGCUUCUCGGCCCCCGCCUGCCUCACGGCCCCUCAUCAGGCCCCCCCGCUGCCUGAGGAGGAACUCGUCUCAGCUGUUCUUGGGAGACGGCAGCGCUCCAUUGAGCCGCCGCCGGGUCUCCGGCCAGAGGAGGAGGAUCUCCACCAUCUCCAAGGCCGGGAGCCCCUGGCCCGGGAGAGGCCCCCCGCUGCCCAACCGCAGGAGCUCGGUGCACUACCUGAACCACCCGGCCUUCUACCGGGGCCCCGGGGCCCUGAGCCUGCUGGGCGACCCCCAUCUUGAGAGCUGGAGCUGCUUCCUGCUGAAAGCCAUCGCAAAGUCUGGUCUGCAGCCCGCAGCGUCGACGUCCGGCCUGACCGACCCGCUGCCAGAGCCCGACGGCACCAUCAACUGGAGCGACAACGCGCAGUUCGGAGACCACAUCUGGUUCGAAACCAGCGUCUCUGGAGACUUCUGUUACGUGGGAGAGCAGUACUGCGUCGCUAAAUCCGUGCAAAAGUCAGUGGCGAGGAAGAAAUGUGCCGGCUGUAAGAUAUCGGUCCACACGACGUGCAUGCAGCAGCUGGAGAAGGUAGGUUGUCCUCUCGAAUUCACUCCCCUCCUUCCCCGUCUCCUUCUCACCGACGCUCGUCUCUUUCUUCAGAUCAAUUUCAGGUGCAAGCCGUCAUUUAGAGAACCAGCAGGCCGGGCCGUACGAGAGGCCCACAUUGUGCGACACCAUUGGGUCCACCGGAGACACCAGACUGGGAAGUGUCGACAGUGUGGGAAGGGAUUCCAACAGAAGUUCUCCUUCCACAGUAAAGAGAUCGUUGCCAUCAGCUGCUCGUGGUGCAAACAGGCCUAUCACAACAAGGUGACGUGCUUCAUGCUGCAGCAGAUAGAGGAGUGCUGCUCUCUGGGAGCUCACGCUGCCGUCAUCAUCCCUCCUACCUGGAUCAUCAGGGUCCGCAGAACACAGACGUCCCUAAAGUCGAGUAAAAAGAAGAAAAGGACAUCGCUGAAAUGCAACAAGUCGAGCAAAAAGGGAUCGGAGGUCCAAGAUGGCCGAUGGAAGCCCUUCCUGCUGAAGCCCCUCCCUUCUCAGCUCAUGAAGCCUCUGCUGGUGUUCGUCAACCCGAAAAGUGGAGGAAACCAGGGAGCUAAGAUCAUCCAGUCGUUCAUGUGGUACCUGAACCCCCGGCAGGUGUUUGACCUGACCAAGGGAGGACCCAGAGAGGGGCUGGAGCUCUACGCCAAGGUGCCCAACCUGAGGGUCCUGGCCUGUGGGGGGGACGGGACGGUCGGCUGGAUCUUGUCUGUUUUGGAUGAGCUAAAGCUCUGUCCUCAGCCUCCUGUGGGAAUUCUACCUCUGGGGACCGGCAACGACCUGGCGAGGACCCUCAACUGGGGGGGGGGUUACACCGACGAACCAAUAACCAAGAUCCUCUCCCAUGUCGAGGACGGAAACAUCGUCCAGCUGGACCGAUGGAACCUGAACGUGGAGGCGAAUCCGGAGGCCCCCCCAGAGGACGGAGACGAGCAUCAGACCGACAAGCUUCCCAUCGACGUCUUCAACAACUACUUCAGUCUGGGCUUCGACGCCCACGUCACGCUGGGUUUCCACGAAUCCAGAGAGGCCAACCCGGAGAAGUUUAACAGUCGCUUUAGGAAUAAGAUGUUCUAUGCAGGAACGGCCUUCUCUGACUUCCUGAGCAGGAGUUCCAAAGACCUCGCCAAGCACCUCAGAGUCGUGUGUGACGGAACCGACCUGACGGCCAAAGUCCAGGACCUGAAGUUACAGUGUCUGCUCUUCCUCAACAUCCCCAGGUACUGUGCGGGCACUGUGCCGUGGGGUCACCCUGGUGACCACCAGGACUUUGAACCACAGCGCCACGACGAUGGCUGUAUCGAGGUCAUCGGCUUCACCAUGACGUCUCUGGCCACGCUGCAGGUGGGGGGGCAUGGCGAGCGGCUCCACCAGUGUAAGGAGGUGACCCUCACAACCUUUAAGUCCAUCCCCAUGCAGGUGGACGGAGAGCCGUGCAGGCUGGCUCCCUCCAUCAUCAGAAUCCACCUAAGGAACCAGGCCAAUAUGGUGCAGAAGACCAAGAUGAGGGUCUCCAUGCCCCACCUCAACGAUCAGCAGCUGGUUCCUGAGAAGUUUCAAAUCAGAGUGAACCGGAUCAGCAUGGCGGCCUACGAGGCUCUGCACUACGACAAGGACCAGCUGAAGGAGGCCUCAACCUCUCUGGGAGUUAUCACUGUCCCCGGAGAUAGCGACCUGGAGACAUGCCGUCUGCUCAUCGAGCGUCUCCGUGACGACCUGGACCAGGUCCACCAGAGACAGGACGGAGCGGUAAUGGAGGAGGACGCUCCAUCUCCAAAGGAGUUGUCAAUGAAGUGGUGUUUCCUGGACUGUACCACCGCAGACCGGUUCUACCGGAUCGACCGUGCUCAGGAGCACCUGAACUAUGUGAUGGAGAUCUCUCAGGAGGAGCUCUACAUCCUGGACCCGGAGCUAGUCGUCAAGGAGACGAUAGGCAACUCCCCCGGCGUGCCGGACCUGGUGGGUUCGGAGGACCACCGGAGACAGUUCUCCUUCAUGGCCUCACCCCCGCCCUCGAGCCUCCCAAGGCUCAGGGACCAGAGGGUUUCCAGUGGCAGCUCCAGUGAGUCUUUGUCUCAGAGUUUCUGUAAGAGCGCUCUCUGCAGUCCUUCCAGAGCGCCGUCACACGACCCUCAACAAGGUAAACGUUCAGUUCUUCACAUUCCUCACGUUCUUAACAUUCCUCACGUUCAUCACAUUACUCACGAUCGUCAUGUUCUUCACGUUUCUGAUGUUCUUCACCUUCGUCACAUUCUUUGCGUCCUUCACAUUCUUCACGUUCCUCACGUUCUUCACAUUCCUCACGUUGUUCAUGUUCUUCAUAUCCUUCAUGUUCUUCCCGUUCCUGAUGUUCUUCACCUUCGUCACGUUCUUUGCGUCCUUCGUGUUCUUCACGUUCCUCGCGUUCUUCACGUACUUCACAUUCCUUACGUUUUUUCAUGUUCCUCACGUUCCUUCAUGUUCUUCACGUUCCUGAUGUUCCUCACCUUCAUCAUGUUCUUCACAUUCCUCACGUUCUUCACAUUCCUCACGUUGUUCAUGUUCUUCACAUUCCUCACGUUGUUCAUGUUCUUCACAUCCUUCAUGUUCUUCACAUUCCUCACGUUGUUCAUGUUCUUCACAUCCUUCAUGUUCUUCACAUUCCUGAUGUUCUUCACCUUCGUCAUGUUCUUUGCGUCGUUCAUGUUCUUCACGUUCCUUGCGUUCUUCACGUUCUUCACAUUCCUUGCAUUUUUCAUGUUCCUCACGUCCUUCAUGUUCUUCACAUUCCUGAUGUUCCUCACCUUCAUCAUGCUCUUUGCGUCGUUCAUGUUCUUCACGUUCCUUGCGUUCUUCACGUUCUUCACAUUCCUUGCGUUUUUCAUGUUCCUCACGUCCUUCGUGUUCUUCACAUUCCUGAUGUUCCUCACCUUCAUCAUGCUCUUUGCGUCCUUCACGUUCUUCACCUUUGUCAGGUUCUUUGCGUUCCUCAUGUUCUUUACGACCAUCACAUUCUCCAAGCCCUUCAUGUCCUUCACAUGCUCAUGUUCCACGUUUGUCACGUUCCUCGCGGCCGUCAUGUUCUUCACAUCCCUCACGUUCCUCAAGUUCAUGUUCUUCAGCUUCGUCACAUUCUCCACGUUUGUCACAUUUCUCAUGUUCUAACCGUUCCUUACGUCCCUCAUGUUCUUCACAUUCUUCACGUCCUUUGCGUUCUUUAUGUUCCUCCUCUAAUAAACCUUCAGAAUUCCAUAUUGUUGUAUGUU
Molecule: messenger RNA, 5577 nt
Organism: Gasterosteus aculeatus aculeatus (three-spined stickleback)
Lineage: Eukaryota; Metazoa; Chordata; Actinopteri; Perciformes; Gasterosteidae
Source: RefSeq, a predicted model, not a curated record